Heterostelium album PN500 is the source of this 1851-nucleotide messenger RNA. Its product is annotated as RluA family pseudouridine synthase. Gene Ontology annotation, molecular function: pseudouridine synthase activity; RNA binding. The transcript is spliced from 2 exons. NCBI's taxonomy places the organism in Eukaryota, Evosea, Eumycetozoa, Acytosteliales, Acytosteliaceae. The record is from RefSeq and is a predicted model, not a curated record. Gene Ontology annotation, biological process: pseudouridine synthesis. Bases 1 to 1851 code for a protein of 616 amino acids.
AUGGCAUCAAAGAAAGUACCUUUAUAUACUAUUGAGGAAGUAGUACCGAAACAACAACAGGGUGCUGAUAAGUUGGAGAAAUAUCUCUCUGGUAUAUGGGGAACAGUAAAGGAGAAUGGAAAGUUGGUGCAAUUGACAAGAUCAUCCGUACAGAAAUUGAUGGCACAACAACUGGUGUCACUCAAUGGCAAUGUAAUCAAAGAGAAGACAUGUAAAGUACGUGCCAACGAUGUUAUUGUGCUUCGUCUCUACUCGUUGGACAUCUUUAAGCAGCAGGAGAAUGACACCGACAGAAAAGCACAACAAGAUCUCAAGAAACAACAUAUCGCCGUUCCAACGUCGUCGUCGUCGUCCUCAUCCGCCAAGAAACAGGGAGCUUCCAACUCUGAAUCAUCGUCAUCGUCGUUAUCACCGUUUUCCAGUGACGAUAUCGAUUUGGUACCGAAUCGCGAUAUACCAAUCGAUGUCAUCUAUGAGGAUGAAUGGUUGGCGGUGGUCAAUAAGCCGGCAGGACUACUGGUGCAUCCAACACCACAGAGAGGAGGUGACGAUAGUAACAGUGAGAAUCAAACACAUACUCUUGUCAAUGGAUUGCUCCACAAGUAUGGAGCGAAAGGAUUGUCGACAAUGGGUGGACUUGAACGUCCGGGUAUCGUACACAGACUGGACAAAGAUACCGCUGGUAUUCUUGUGAUUGCCAAGACCGACGCUAUUCACCAGCAACUUAAAGACAUGCUACAGGAGCACACCGAAGAUUCAAUCUCCGAAACAAAGAAGAGCAGUAGCGGUGGUGGUUCGACAAAGAUUCAAAAGAAGUAUAGAUGUCUUGUUGCCGGUAAACCAAAGGAGCAGAGAGGUUUGAUAAAGAGAGCGAUUGCCAGACAUCCAAACGAUAUGAAUAAGAUGAUCAUUGACGAAGAGAAAGGAAAACCAUCGCUCACUGAAUACACCGUUGUCAAAGCAUGGAAUAGUGUAGAGGUUGAAGUGAGCGAGAAGAAGUUUAACAAGGUUGAUAAUGAUGAUACGACAACUACAACAACAGACAAUAGCAAAAACAAUAUUAAUGUAUUAGAGGAAUAUGAUACAAUUGUAAAUAGCAAUAAGAAAAACAAAUCAAGUAAACAACAACAAAAACAAUCAAAACAACAAAGAGGUGGAUUUGGAUCAUUAACAAUUGAUGAUGAUGAUGAAGAUGAAGUUAAACCAACAUUAAAAGUAGAAAGUGAUAAUGAAGAAGAUAAUGAAAGUAGUGAAGAAGAAGAAGAAGAAGAAGAAGAAGUAGAACAAACAAACAAAGCAAAGCAAUCAAAAUCAACAUCAUCUUCACAAAAGAAACAAGAAGAUUUUCAAAUUAAAAAGAAAAAGAUUGCUAGUAGUUCAUAUGCUUUAUUAGAUAUAACUUUACACACUGGUAGAACUCAUCAAAUUCGUGUACAUUCAUUAUCUGAAGGUAUGCCAAUUGUUGGUGACCCAAUCUACUCUGGUAAAUCUACACAGUUCAUGGUACCGUAUCUGUUGUUGGCAUCUGUUUAUCUUUGUUUUGUGCAUCCAGUGACCAAGGAGAAGAAGGAAUUCACUAUUCCAAACCCACCACAUUUCCAACAGUUCAUUGAGCUUCUCGACCAAGCCGAGAAACAAAAGAAAAACCAACAGAUCCAAUUCCUCGAGGAGUUGGGUGAUGAUUUAGAACUACUAAAACAAACAAAGGCUCACAAGAUAACAUCGUCUUCAUCCACCAAGAAACAAAUGAAACAAAGACAAUAUCAAGGUAUCACCGACUCUGACCAACUUUUAGAUUUACAAUUAUUAUCUUCAAUGAACAAGUCAUCGUCUAGUAAACAAAAGAAAUAA